Molecule: messenger RNA, 894 nt
Organism: Cajanus cajan (pigeon pea)
Lineage: Eukaryota; Viridiplantae; Streptophyta; Magnoliopsida; Fabales; Fabaceae
Product: putative invertase inhibitor
Biological process (GO): negative regulation of catalytic activity
Molecular function (GO): enzyme inhibitor activity
Source: RefSeq, a predicted model, not a curated record
CCAUCCUGUAACAUUUCGUCGUGGCAGUGCAAUCUAGAAAACCAACCAAAAUCCGAGAAGAGGAAAAAUACCUUUUUUCGUUCCAAAAAAAUAAUAAAAAUGGAACGCAUCACUAAACUCUUCGCGGUGUUGGUUUUCUGCGCGAUUGUAUUGUUACACCAAACAACUGCCCAAGAAACAAGAGGAAAGGAACUAAUCCAAAAGGUAUGCACAACUGCCCCAAAUAGGGACCUUUGUGUGGAUGUUUUAUCAUCAGACCCUAGCCGAAGCCCCGAUGCAGACCUCAAAGACUUGGCAAUCAUAUCUCUUAGGGUUGCUGCCAAAAACGCAUCUGGCAUGCUUACCGACGCCAAAAGGCUUAUCAAUAAUGCUAACCUUAACCCUGACAUUCAACAAGGUUUAGCUGAUUGCAAGGAGACAAUCUUGGACGCAGAGAGCCAGCUUGAGGACACCAUCGCUGCCUUGUUGGUUGAUUCUAACUCCGACGCUCAAGUUUGGUUGAGGGCUGCUUUAGCCGCAAUCGACACUUGUGACGCCUCCAUCCCCGGAGAUGAUGACAUUCUCUCUGUUAAGAGCAUUGUCCUUCGUAAGUUGUGCAACAUCGCCAUCGCCAUUAAUGGUCUAUUGAACAGACCUGGCCUUUUGAACAAACCUACUCUCUUGAACAAACCCUUAAAAUUCUAAACCUUUCCUACAACGUAUUGUUUUCUUUUUUGUUUUCCUUUGUGUAUUUCUUUACGAAGAAAAAGGAGGGCUUUGCAAUGUGACAAAGAGCAUAUGAGAAAACAAACAAUGAUAAUGAUAGGUCUUGCAGGCUAAUUUGUAGCUAUGUGAAUCCUUCAUUUAGCAUUUUGAUAUUUUUGAUUAAUCUGGCUUAUCUCCAUCAUUUCCUUA